AUAUAUUCGAUAUGUCAUUUGCGAUACAUAUGUGCGCAAGUAAAGUUAAACGUGAACUCAAGAUUGUUAAUUUUUAAUUUUUCAAUUCUUUAAAUAUUAAAGAGAAAAGAAUAAUAUACUUAUAAAAAUGAAAACAAGAUUUAAUUCAUAUGACAUUGCUUGUACUAUAAACGAGUUACAAAAACUUAUUGGUAUGCGCGUAAAUCAAGUUUAUGAUAUUGACCAUCGAACUUACCUUAUACGUCUUCAACGAAGUGAAGAAAAAUGUGUCCUUUUAUUAGAAUCUGGCAAUAGAAUUCAUACAACAGUAUUUGAAUGGCCAAAAAAUGUAGCACCUUCAGGAUUUUCGAUGAAGAUGCGAAAACAUCUUAAAAAUAAACGACUUGAGAGUCUUACUCAAAUAGGUGUAGAUCGAAUGAUUGAUUUACAAUUUGGAAGUGGUGAAGCAGCUUAUCACAUAAUUUUAGAAUUAUAUGAUCGUGGAAAUAUUGUGUUAACAGAUUAUGAAAUGACUAUUUUAAAUAUUUUAAGACCUCACACAGAGGGAGAUAAAAUUAGAUUUGCAGUCAAAGAGAAAUAUCCUAUGGAUCGUGCUCAUCAAAAUAUAAUGCCACCUAUAGAAAAUAUACAACAACAUUUACAAAAUGCCAAAAUAGGAGAAAAUUUAAAAAAAAUAUUAAAUCCACUUCUAGAAUUUGGUUCUGCUAUAAUUGAUCAUGUCUUAUUAAAACAUGGAUUCACAUUGGGUUGUAAAAUUGGUAGAGAUUUUAAUAUUGAAGAAGAUAUGUCAAAAUUAAUAUUAGCAUUAGAAUAUGCAAAUGAUAUGAUGAACUUUGCAAGACAAAAUGUUUCGAAAGGAUAUAUAAUUCAAAAAAAAGAAAUAAAACCAACAACAGAUGGUCAAAAAGAUUUUAUAUAUACUAAUAUUGAAUUUCAUCCAUUUUUAUUUGAACAAUAUAAAGAUCAUCCAUAUAAAGAAUUUGCUUCUUUUGAUGUUGCAGUAGAUGAAUAUUUUUCUACAAUGGAAGGUCAAAAGUUGGAUUUGAAAGCUUUACAACAAGAACGUGAAGCUCUCAAAAAAUUAGAAAAUGUGAAAAAAGAUCAUGAUCAAAGAUUAAUAACAUUAGAAAAAACCCAAGAAUUAGACAAACAAAAAGCAGAAUUAAUUUCCAGAAAUCAAACUUUAGUAGAUAAUGCCAUAUUAGCUAUACAAAGUGCUCUUGCUAAUCAAAUGGCUUGGCCAGAUAUAAAGGUAUUGUUAAAAGAAGCAGAAAGUAAAGGUGAUCCUGUUGCAUCUGCAAUUAAACAAUUAAAAUUAGAAACAAAUCAUAUUUCCUUAUUAUUACAUGAUCCUUAUGAAGACAGUGAUGAAGAGUCUGAAUUGAAACCUAUGUUAAUUGAUAUUGAUUUAGCACAUACAGCUUUUGGAAAUGCUAGGAAAUAUUAUAAUCAAAAGAGAUCAGCAGCUAAAAAACAACAAAAAACAAUCGAAUCGCAAGACAAGGCUUUAAAAUCAGCAGAAAAGAAAACAAAACAAACGCUAAAAGAAGUACAAACUAUUCAUAGUAUUAAUAAAUUAAGAAAAAUAUAUUGGUUUGAAAAAUUUUAUUGGUUUAUUAGUUCUGAAAAUUAUCUUGUAAUUGGUGGAAGAGAUCAACAACAAAAUGAAUUGAUAGUAAAAAGAUAUCUUAAAACUGGAGAUAUAUAUGUUCAUGCAGAUUUAACUGGUGCAAGUUCUGUUAUUAUCAAAAAUCCUGGUGGAGGUUCUGUGCCUCCAAAAACUUUAGCUGAAGCAGGUACAAUGGCUGUUGCCUACAGUAUUGCAUGGGAUGCUAAAGUAGUAGCAGGAGCAUGGUGGGUAAAUAAUGAUCAAGUUUCUAAAACUGCUCCAACUGGUGAAUAUCUUACUACUGGAUCCUUUAUGAUUCGUGGAAAGAAGAAUUAUCUGCCACCAUGUCAAUUAGUUAUGGGAUUAGGAUUUUUGUGUUUAGAAGAAAGUUCAAUUGAAAGGCAUAAAGAUGAAAGAAAGGUCAGAAUUAUUGAUGAUGAAAAUGAGCAUACAGAAUCUUUUAUUGAAGAAGAUAAAGAAAUUGAAUUAAUAGAAGAUUCUGAAGAAGAUGAACAACCUGAAAAUAAGAAUAACUUAAAUCCUAUUCAGGAAGAAUCUAAAAAAGAUUUAUUUAUGGAAGAAAAAAAUAUUAAUCAAGAUAGUAAUGAAGAAGACAAUCCAUUUCAAUUUCCUGAUACACAAAUUAAAAUUGAUAUUUCUGGUUCAAAAGUAAAGUUACAUGUUGAUAAUAAUCAGCCAACUACAAUAUCACAGGAAGUUGUAGAAGAUAUUAUUUAUUUAGGCGAUGAUAAACCUGUAUUAAUAAAUACCAUGUGUAAGAAGAAAGAUUUAGAAGUUAAACAAAAGUCAUUUAAAAAAGAAAAUAAAGAAAAAAUUGAAAUAGAUAGUAAAAAAAAUGAUCAAGUGAUUUUAAAACGAGGACAAAAAGGAAGGUUGAAAAAAAUGAAAGAAAAAUAUAAAGAUCAAGAUGAAGAAGAUAGAAGAUUAUCUAUGCAAGUUCUUCAAUCAGCAGGUAAUGCAAAAGAAGAUAAAAAAAAGAAUAGAAAUAAAGAUCCAUCUGGACCAAAACAACAAACAAAAAAAAAAAGUAUAAUGAAAUCAGUUCCGCCACAAAAUUUUCAAAUUGUAGAAAAUAUUGAAGAAGAAGACACAGGUCCGGGACCUGAAAUAGAUAUGUUAGAUCAAUUAACAGGAAAACCUGUUACAGAAGAUGAAUUAUUAUUUGCUAUACCAGUAGUAGCGCCUUAUAAUACUGUGCUUAAUUAUAAAUUUAAAGUAAAACUAACUCCAGGAACAGGUAAAAGAGGAAAGGCAGCAAAGACUGCUAUGGCAGUAUUUAUGAAAGAUAAAGAAAUUACAUUAAGAGAAAAAGACUUAUUAAAAGCGGUGAAAGAAGAAACAAUAGCUAGAAAUAUUCCAGGAAAAGUUAAGAUAAGUGCACCACAAAUACAAAGAUUAAAAAAAUAGAUAAUUUAAG
This is a messenger RNA of Apis florea (little honeybee), 3047 nucleotides long. RefSeq names its product Nuclear export mediator factor NEMF homolog Clbn (gene Clbn). The record is from RefSeq and is a predicted model, not a curated record. NCBI's taxonomy places the organism in Eukaryota, Metazoa, Arthropoda, Insecta, Hymenoptera, Apidae. Gene Ontology annotation, molecular function: ribosomal large subunit binding; tRNA binding. Gene Ontology annotation, cellular component: RQC complex. Gene Ontology annotation, biological process: ribosome-associated ubiquitin-dependent protein catabolic process; rescue of stalled cytosolic ribosome.